Messenger RNA from Aureococcus anophagefferens, 1467 nucleotides. RefSeq lists its product as hypothetical. Gene Ontology annotation, cellular component: nucleus. NCBI's taxonomy places the organism in Eukaryota, Pelagophyceae, Pelagomonadales, Pelagomonadaceae. Gene Ontology annotation, molecular function: cis-regulatory region sequence-specific DNA binding; protein binding. The record is from RefSeq and is a predicted model, not a curated record. The coding region runs from base 1 to 1467 and encodes 488 amino acids. The transcript has a single exon.
AUGGAGCACUCUAUUCCAGCGCACCCAGAGGGCGUCGAGCCGCAGGGCCAGCUCUUCGUCGAGCCCGAGAGCGUGCGCGUCGCCGCGGCGACAUUUCGGCGCGCGGGCCUCGGCGUCGUCGCGCGCCUCGACGACGCGCUCAUCGUCGCCGCGCUGGAGCACCUCGACGAAACGUCCCUGGCGACGCUCGCGGGCGCGUCGCGGGUUUUCGGCGCCUUCGCGCGCUUCGACGAGCUCUGGAAGGCGCGCUGCCUCCGCCGCAGCGACGGCGGCCUGCUGCCGCCGUGGCGCGGGUCGUGGCACGCGACGGUCGUCGCGGCGCGCGGCGGCGCGGCCGACGCGCCGCGGCCGCGGCCGCCCGCGCGGCUCUUCAGCGACGUCCUCUACCGGCCGCACCUCCUGGCGCACUCGCCGAGCCCCUUCGGCGCCGCGCCAAAGGGCCCCGCGGUGCGGCGCGUGCGCGACUUUUCAAAACUCGACCGCGCCGCCUUCCGGGAACGCUUCGAGGCGGACGGCGGCUCGCCGGUCGUGCUCGAGGGCCUGGGCGAGGACGCCGUGGCGAGCGGCGCCUGGACGGCGGCGGCGCUCGAGGCGCGCUACGGGGACCGCGUCUACCACGCGGGCGGCGUCAACUUCCGGCUCGCGGACUACCUGCGCUACGGAGCCUCGAACGCGGACGACCCGCCGUUCUACGUCUUCGACCCCACGGUCGGCGCGUCGACGCCCGAGUUGUUGGCGCACUACGCCGUGCCGGAGUAUUUUCAGGACGACCUCUUCGAUUUGCUGGACGACGCGGAGCGGCCCGACUACCGGUGGCUGCUCUUGGGCGGCCCGCGGUCCGGCCAGUCGUGGCACACGGACCCGAACUCCACGUCGGCCUGGAACCUGACGCUGGAGGGUUCGAAGCGCUGGCUCUUCUUCCCGCCGACGGUGACGCCGCCGGGCGUGCGGCCGUCCGUCGACGGCGACGGCGACAACUACCUCGCGCCCGUGUCGAACGCCGAGUGGGCGCGCGCGGGCUUCUACGAGGAGUGCGCGGCGCACCCCCGCUUCCUCGAGUGCCAGACGAAGCCCGGCGACGUCGUCUACGUGCCCCGGGGCUGGUGGCACAUGGUGCUGAACCUCGCGCCCGUGACCGUCGCCGUGUCGCACCACUUUGUGUCGCCGAGCGGGCUGCCGAACGUGCUCAAGCGCCUCCGGGACACGCCCGAGCACGUCUCCGGCGUGGAGCGCCACCUCGGCGACGACGACCGCGGGCCCAAGCGGGCGAGGACCGACGGCGACAAGCGCGCGGCGGCCGGCAGCCGGCUCCACGACGCGCUCGUCGCCGCGCUCGAGCGGGAGCGGCCCGGCGCGCUCGCGGACGCGGAGGCGGUCCUCGCGCGCGCCGCGGCGACCGCGCGGCCCCGCUGGCGGAGCCUCGUGCCCGAGGCCAAGCCCGCGGCCUUCGCCUUUUCCUUCGCGUAA